UAUGUUGUGGAAGAUAUAUGCCAUGUAGUGGAAAGUUUGGAGAGAAAGAUUGUCCUGCAUGUUGUCUUUGCUGUUUUCUGUUGCUUUGCAACUUCAGUUUCAUCAACUGGCUAUCUAUACAAGAUGAGUUCAAUAUACACUCAGGUGCCUCUUAUUCUUGUCAAGAAGAUCUACACUCAGACUUUCUUAUAUAUUAAUGUGCAACUCUUUAAUAGUCUCCUUCUGCGUUGUGAAUGUUGUACAUCUAGCAAUGGGGAGUAUGUGAAAUCUGGGGAGUAUGUGUUGAGGUUGUGUCCUUGUGAAAUUUGGGGAGUUAUUCCGCAAUGGUUGAGUUAUAAUGGAUUUGAUAUUGUAAUUUAACUUCAGAUGCAUGUAUAAUAGUCUUCAUUUUUGCAUGUUCUAAAAAUGAAAAUAUGGUGCAAUUAGCACCAUUUUUUUUUUUAUAAAAAAAUUUCGUUUUUGCGACGGCAUGAUUGCCGUCGCAAAUACCUCCACAUGGAUUAUCCUGAAAUACACAUUGCGACGGAAGUCACCGUAGCAAAUGGGCCGUCGCAAAACAAUAAAUUUGCGACGGCAAGAGAAAACCGUCGCAAAAAAGUAUUUGCAACGGAAAAUUGCCGUAGCAAUUGGAUUUUGUGACGCCACCUAUUGCAACGCCUGUUUUUCCGUCGCAAAAAGCUCAAUUUGCCGUCGCGAAAAGUUUUUGCCGUCGCAAAAGCUCAAUUUGCCGUCGCAAAAUAGGCGUCGCAAAAGCAAUUUUUUUUAG
Molecule: messenger RNA, 766 nt
Organism: Rosa rugosa (rugosa rose)
Lineage: Eukaryota; Viridiplantae; Streptophyta; Magnoliopsida; Rosales; Rosaceae
Product: myosin-6-like
Exons: 4
Coding region: 124-360 (78 amino acids)
Source: RefSeq, a predicted model, not a curated record